AUGGGUCUUUUUCAGAGUUCUGGGCUCUCUUCUCUUUUCUGUCUGCUCUCGUGGACGCACGCUGCUGCUUUCAACCUUGACACCCGGAAUGUCCUCAGGAAGAACGGAGAACCGGGAAGCCUAUUCGGAUUUUCACUUGCCAUGCAUCGGCAACUCAGACCGACUGAUAAGAUGGUAUUGCUGAUUGGUGCGCCACAUGCUAAAGCCUUAGCCCAACAGAGAGCUAACAUAACAGGAGGUCUGUACAGUUGUGACAUCACCACCCAGCUGAACGACUGCAAACGUGUGCAGAUCGACAAUGAAGUGGAUCUCACAGUUGAGAAUAAGGAGAACCAGUGGAUGGGAGUAUCAGUGCAGAGUCAGGGCCCAGGGGGGAAGAUUGUGACCUGUGCCCAUCGCUAUCAGAUGCGGCAUUUUGGGAACACGCCCCAGGAGUCCCGGAGCAUCACUGGCCGCUGCUACAUGCUUAGCGAAGACCUGAGCAUCAGUUCGGAGGAGGACGGGGGUCUGUGGAACUUCUGCGAGGGCCGAGGCUCCGGGUAUGAAAGGUUUGGGUUCUGCCAGCAGGGCCUGUCUGCGACCUUCACUCAGGACUACCACUACAUAGUGUUCGGGGCCCCGGGAGCCUACAGCUGGAAAGGCACUGUGCGAGUGGAGCAGAGGAACAGCACUCUGCUGGACCUGGGCUAUUUUGAUGACGGACCCUAUGAAGUCGGGGAUGAGAAUCUUCUGGACCCAGAUCUAGUUCCGGUGCCUCCAAACAGUUAUUUAGGGUUCUCAGUGGAUUCUGGGCACAGCAUCAGCAGUAAGGGCCAGCUCACGAUUGUGUCCGGUGCACCAAGAGCCAAUCACAGCGGGGCCGUGGUACUGCUGAAGAAAGAGUCUGAGGCCUCCUACAGGCUCUCUGAGGAGUUCAUCCUGGAGGGACCAGGACUGGCAUCUUCCUUUGGCUAUGAUGUGGCAGUGCUUGACCUCAAUGGAGAUGGGUGGCAGGAUAUCGCAGUGGGAGCCCCUCAGUUCUUCCUGAAGGAUAGAGAGGUGGGGGGUGCAGUGUUUAUCUACAUAAACCAGGAGGGGCAUUGGGACACGGUGGUACCCAUCCCCCUCUAUGGGCUCAAAGACUCCAUGUUUGGCCUGGCAGUGGAGAAGGUUGGGGACGUGACGCAGGACUCGUAUGAAGACCUGGCUGUGGGGGCCCCUUACGAUGGGGCAGGGGCAGGAAGAGUGUACAUUUAUCAUGGCUCCAGCCAUGGAAUCACCACCACACCUGCACAGAUCCUUGAAGGACAUGAUCACAAUGUCAAAUUAUUUGGGUAUUCUCUGGCUGGGAAUAUGGACUUGGACAGAAAUUCCUAUCCUGACUUAGCCAUUGGCUCUCUCUCAGAUGCAGUAUUUGUAUACAGGGCAAGACCUACUGUUCAUAUUGACAUGGAUAUCAAAACUUCACCAAAGGAGAUUGACAUGACAGAGAAAACCUGUGGAAAUAGUGUUUGUUUGACAGUCAACGCAUGCUUCACCUACACAGCGAACCACGUUUCCUACAACCCAAAACUGACGAUCGCCUACAGUAUUACUGUGGAGUCUGACAGGAGGAAGCAAGGCCUGCCAUCUAGAGUUGCAUUUGUGACGGAUACAAAGUCACCAGAGCAGUCACAGGGCAGCGGAUCCCUGGAGCUGCGGGGCCAGAGGAAGAGGAGCUGCAUCUCUGCAGAACUCAAACUGCAGGAUGGCAUCCAGGACAGGACACAGCCUAUUGCCAUCCAGACAUCUGUGUCUAUCAAGAGCAUCCGACGCAGGACGAGGCACAACUCUCUCCCUGAUCUACUUCCUGUUCUCAGCUCUGGGCAGCCGAGCAAGAUCAUCUCUGAGGUUGGAUUUUUGAGGCAAGGCUGUGGGAUUGACAACAUUUGCCAGAGCAACCUGCAGCUACAGUAUAAGUUCUUCUACAGAGAACACAGCAAAGACGUGUUUGUGCCAUUACCUGUGGAGAAUGGCAUGCCCGUGAUGUCCCUCAGUGGACAGAGGGCCCUGGCUCUGGAGGUCACUGUGACGAACAGCAGGGGGGAAGAUGCCCAUGAUGCCCAGCUGGUGGGGCGCUUCCCCCCUGCCCUGCGCUACUCCGCCUUCCACUCUCCAAGGGCCACGGCUAAACAGGUGCUCUGUGUAGCCAAUCAGAAUGGAUCACAGACAAACUGUGCACUGGGGAAUCCAUUCAAAAGAGAUUCAGAAGUCAGUUUCUUCAUUCUGCUGACCCCUGGAGAUAUUUCUCUGAACACCACAGAAGUUGAAAUUGACCUGCAGUUCACAGCGGCCAGUGAGCAAAGGCAGGCAACUCCAGUGAAAGCCAGAGUGAAAGUCCUGAUGGAGCUGUUUCUCUCUGUAUCAGGAGUGGCCAAACCUUCCCAGGUCUACUUCAGAAGCCAGAAUAAACGGCAGACUGCCAUUAAGACAGAAGAGGAGAUUGGCAGCCUCAUUGACUAUCAAUUCAGGAUAAAGAAUUCGGGCAAGCCUCUAAAAUCACCUGGGACAGCUUCUCUGCACAUCCAAUGGCCCAAAGAGAACGCAGAUGGGAAAUAUAUUUUAUAUUUGGUGAAGAUCAGCUCUCAUGAUUUGGAUGAUGUCCAGUGUACCCCUGAACAAGAAAUAAACCCAAUAAAAUCUAUCAAGGAGUCUUCAAUAUCUAGGAGCAAACGUGAAGACAGAGAUGGAGCAGCAGAUGAAGACAGAUUCUCUCCAUUUACAACCAAACGAAAACGCAAAAUUCUGACCUGCGCCAGUGAAGCCAGAUGUGUGGAGAUUAGAUGCCCCCUGCUGGCCUUGGACAGAAGUGCAGACGUCUCACUGAGAUUCCGCCUCUGGAACAGCACCUUCUCAGAGGAUUAUGCAAACUGGGACUAUCUGAAGAUUGUUGUAAAAGCGUUCAUAAGGCUCGAUGACUCAGCCCGGAACAAGAUUCUGAGAAAUUCUAUGACCGAAGUUAGUGUCACGGCGUUCCCAGAGAGGGUGCUGAUGCAUUAUGGAGGAAUGCUGUGGUGGAUCGUUCUCCUGGGUGUGUUGGCAGGGUUACUAAUGCUGGCUCUUCUGGUGUUUCUGCUUUGGAAGUGUGGGUUCUUCAGCAUCACCAACAAAGACCAGCACCCUGAAGCCUCAGGGAAAGCUGGGAUCCACGCUCCCGCCCCUGUCAGAGAGGCUCAAACCUGA
Conger conger (European conger) is the source of this 3201-nucleotide messenger RNA. RefSeq names its product integrin alpha-6-like. The record is from RefSeq and is a predicted model, not a curated record. Gene Ontology annotation, molecular function: integrin binding; calcium ion binding. NCBI's taxonomy places the organism in Eukaryota, Metazoa, Chordata, Actinopteri, Anguilliformes, Congridae. Gene Ontology annotation, biological process: cell adhesion mediated by integrin; cell-matrix adhesion; homophilic cell-cell adhesion. Gene Ontology annotation, cellular component: integrin complex; external side of plasma membrane; membrane. Bases 1 to 3201 code for a protein of 1066 amino acids. The transcript has 25 exons.